ACUAUGCUUUCUAAUUCAGUGUUUUAUUUUGAUGUCAUCCAUGCUGACAAACGUGAAAAGUUAAAGAACAUGUUACAGUCUGAAACAGAAGAAGAAAAUAGUUUAAUGUUCACUGUUGUAAGUGAACCACCUGAAGAUCGCCAAGAUAUGGACUGUGAAGAUAUUGGAUAUUCUUUUUUUAAUUUGAAAGAAAUAUUAAUGAAAGAAGAAGAUUUUAUUGACCAUGAAAUUAAAAUUGUCGAUGCAAACGAUCAAAAUACUGUGAUAGGAAAACUCAGCAUAACAAUUGAAGCCUUCAAAACUUUGAAGACCAUCCAAGAUGAAAGCUGAACUAGUCCAUUAUUUGUUAAACACAUUCUUUUUUUAUACUGUUAUAAAUGAUUAUAUAAAAAAAUUUUGUAUUACUAAAUGCUCAAUUAUGCAUCCUCAUUAAUUUUGAAGAAAGUAAUUACAUAUAUUUUCAUAUUAGAAAAUAUGUGCCAAGUUGUCAUACAUCAUCAUAUCAAAAUAAGCAAAAAAUCAAAAAUUAAAUUUCCUAUUAAUUAUAAAAUUAUCAUUAAUAUAUUUUGUGUGUGAUAAACAUGAGUAUU
This is a messenger RNA of Centruroides sculpturatus (bark scorpion), 590 nucleotides long. Its product is annotated as protein fantom-like. The record is from RefSeq and is a predicted model, not a curated record. Bases 4 to 330 code for a protein of 108 amino acids. The transcript has 4 exons. Gene Ontology annotation, biological process: non-motile cilium assembly. Lineage: Eukaryota; Metazoa; Arthropoda; Arachnida; Scorpiones; Buthidae. Gene Ontology annotation, cellular component: ciliary transition zone.